AUUGCAAUUCAUUGUGGGUAGAGAAUAGAUAGGAAAUCAGGUUUCCUAUAAAUGAGCCCUCGUCCUCGUCUUCACGAAUUCCUCGACCUGCCCUGCAAUUCUCUCUCACAUGGGGAAUCAAUGGAAGCACGCUUUCGUUUUUCAUCUAUUCAUCUUCUUUUUUCUUCUAACUGGAGUUCAACUGGUUCAAAGUUCAUCCCAUCAUCAUCACCACCGACUUCUGUCCAAGCUUUUCGUGUUUGGUGACUCUUAUGCUGACACCGGGAAUAAUCAGAAGUCUACAUCUAGGUCAUGGAAGGUACCUUACGGGACAACUUUUCCCGGUGAACCAGCUGGCCGUUUCUCCGACGGCCGGGUUCUGACGGAUUACGUAGCUUCUUUUCUUGGAAUCGAGACUCCAGUAGCAUACAGAUGGAGGGAAGUGGAGGCAGACCGAAUGAGAUAUGGGAUAAAUUUUGCGUUUGGAGGGACUGGUGUGUUUGAUACGGUGGUUCCUCCUGAUCCAAACGUCACCAUGACCAAGCAAAUCGACUUCUUUCAACAGCUCAUCGACGAUGGAGUGUACAGCAAGAGUGAUCUGGACUCAUCCGUUGCUCUUAUAUCACUUGCUGGAAACGAUUAUACCACUUAUGUUGCCAUGAAUGGCAGCGCAGAGGGUUUCUCGACCUUCACUGCAUCCGUCAUUAAUCAGCUGGCUAUAAAUCUGAAACGCAUUCACGGCAUGGGAGUGAAGAAAUUUGCAGUUAUAGCUAUUCCGCCUUUUGGAUGUCUUCCUCAAGCCACAAUCUUGUCUUCUUAUCAACAAUGUAAUGAAACCAUCAACAAGAUAUCUAUCUACCACAAUCUCUUUUUACAAGAAGCUGUGGACAAGUUGAAUAACGAGAACAAGGGAUCCACAUUCAUUAUUCUUGAUCUCUAUAAUGCAUUCAUCUCCACAUUUAAAAGACAGAAAGAUCAUCCAGGAAGCAUGGAGUUUGGUAAUCCAUUGAAGCCAUGCUGCGAGUCUAUAAAUAGCAAAUACUUGUGUGGACAGACAGAUGAAAAUGGUGUGCCCAUGUAUACAGCCUGUGAAAAUCCUAAAUCUGCAUUCUUUUGGGACGAGGUGCACCUUUCACAGGAGGGUUGUCUUGCAGUCUAUUCACUUUUGGAAGAUUCUUUACACCAACUCUACCUCUGAUAUAUUAUAUCUAUCUAUAUAUAGAGUGUUGUUUCUUGCUGUAUCCAAAUUAAGCAUUUACAUGUAGUCUGUUGAACCACAGUUUUAUCCAUUACUCUAUUAAUUGAAUCAGAUCUGUUUUCAUAUUAAAAGAAUGAUGCUCUUGGAUCUUGUUCAAAAUACCAGUAAAAUAUAAACAUGGGAGUGUUAUGGUUUUCUC
Nelumbo nucifera (sacred lotus) is the source of this 1376-nucleotide messenger RNA. Its product is annotated as GDSL esterase/lipase At5g03610-like. Gene Ontology annotation, molecular function: hydrolase activity, acting on ester bonds. NCBI's taxonomy places the organism in Eukaryota, Viridiplantae, Streptophyta, Magnoliopsida, Proteales, Nelumbonaceae. The record is from RefSeq and is a predicted model, not a curated record.